GAAUCGACACAAUAAAACAAAUUUCAAAUCAAGUUGCCCCUCUAUACCACAUAAGCCCUUUAGAAUCUUAAGUAGAUGCAAAAGGAAUAAAGCAAAUGGGGAGAAAAAAGGCCGAUAAACUUUCUGGCUGCAAUACAAGAGACAUAUCAUUACCAUAUGAUCUAAUGUGGGUGUCAGCCGGAUUGUGUUCAUUGAGGGAAACCUUAUUUUUUAACUGUGCUAUGGAGUAGAAGCAGGAGGUUUUCAACCUAGUGACAGUCACAGAGCAGCACCUACCCCCUCCUCCUUUCCACACCUGCAAACUCUUUUUGCUUGGGCUGAAUAUUUAGUGUAAUUACAUCUCAGCUUUGAGGGCUCCUGUGGCAAAUCCCCGGAUUAAAAGGUUCCUUGGCUGUGAAAAUACAUGAGAUAAAUCAUGAAGGCAACCGUCAUCUUCCUCCUGCUUGCACAAGUUUCCUGGGCUGGGCCAUUCCAACAGAGAGGCUUAUUUGACUUUAUGCUAGAAGAUGAGGCUUCUGGGAUAGGCCCGGAAGAGCAUGCUCCUGUGGAUUCUGACCUAGAGCCUCUGGGACCUGUGUGUCCCUUCCGCUGUCAGUGUCACCUGCGAGUUGUCCAGUGUUCUGAUCUGGGUCUGGAACAAGUGCCGAAAGAUCUUCCCCCUGACACUACACUGCUGGACUUGCAAAACAACAAAAUAACCGAAAUCAAAGAUGGGGACUUCAAGAACCUGAAGAACCUUCAUACGUUGAUUCUUGUCAACAACAAAAUUAGCAAAAUCAGCCCUGCAGCAUUCACACCUCUGUUGAAAUUGGAACGACUUUAUCUGUCCAAGAAUCAUCUGAAGGAACUGCCAGAAAAAAUGCCCAAAACUCUUCAGGAGCUGCGUGCCCAUGAGAAUGAGAUCACCAAAGUGCGAAAAUCUGUGUUCAACGGACUGAACCAGAUGAUCGUCAUAGAACUGGGCACCAACCCACUGAAGAGCUCAGGAAUUGAAAAUGGAGCCUUCCAGGGAAUGAAGAAGCUCUCCUAUAUCCGCAUUGCUGACACCAAUAUAACCACCAUCCCUCAAGGUCUUCCUCCUUCCCUUACUGAAUUACAUCUUGAAAGCAACAAAAUCACCAAAGUUGAUGCAUCUAGCCUGAAAGGACUGAAUAAUUUGGCUAAGUUGGGACUGAGUUUUAACAGCAUCUCUGCUAUUGACAACGGCACGCUAGCCAACACUCCUCAUCUGAGGGAGCUUCACUUGGACAACAAUAAGCUUAUCAAAGUACCUGGUGGGCUGGCGGAGCAUAAGUACAUCCAGGUUGUCUACCUUCAUAACAACAAUAUCUCUGCAGUUGGGUCUAACGACUUCUGCCCACCUGGAUACAACACCAAAAAGGCCUCUUAUUCAGGUGUGAGCCUUUUCAGCAACCCAGUCCAGUACUGGGAGAUCCAGCCAUCCACCUUCCGAUGUGUCUAUGUGCGCUCUGCCAUCCAGCUUGGAAAUUAUAAAUAAUUCCCAAGAAAGCCCUUGUUUUUAUAACCUGGCAAAAUCCCAUUAAUAUCAUUGCUCAAGAAAAAAAAAAAUGAAAGCUGGAUACUGGAGACUUAACUGCAAUGUGGAUCUUUUUCCCACAUGAUUUAUAAUACAUAAAGCCAAAUAUGCAGUUUAAAUAAUUGCCUACAAUAAAAAAAUAUUUUGCCUGCCA
This is a messenger RNA of Neomonachus schauinslandi (Hawaiian monk seal), 1691 nucleotides long. It is a transcript of the gene DCN, whose product is annotated as decorin. Gene Ontology annotation, molecular function: protein binding. The transcript is spliced from 8 exons. The record is from RefSeq and is a predicted model, not a curated record. The coding region runs from base 416 to 1498 and encodes 360 amino acids. NCBI's taxonomy places the organism in Eukaryota, Metazoa, Chordata, Mammalia, Carnivora, Phocidae.